Falco peregrinus (peregrine falcon) is the source of this 619-nucleotide messenger RNA. RefSeq names its product calmodulin, striated muscle. Gene Ontology annotation, molecular function: calcium ion binding. Gene Ontology annotation, biological process: regulation of ryanodine-sensitive calcium-release channel activity. The coding region runs from base 134 to 583 and encodes 149 amino acids. The record is from RefSeq and is a predicted model, not a curated record. NCBI's taxonomy places the organism in Eukaryota, Metazoa, Chordata, Aves, Falconiformes, Falconidae. The transcript has a single exon.
UGUGCCCCAGCUCCUGCCUCCUCCUCCUCCUCCUCAUCCGGGGAGAGGCAGGCUGGAGGGAGGAGGCCCCAUCUGCGCCUCCCUGCUGGCGCCCAGCGUGCUGGAGCAGAGCCGCUUACGAACGGGGAGCGCCAUGGCUGAGCGGCUGUCGGAGGAGCAGAUCGCCGAAUUCAAGGAAGCUUUUUCCCUUUUUGACCGGGAUGGAGAUGGUUGCAUUACCACAAAGGAGUUGGGCACCGUCAUGCGCUCGCUGGGGCAGAACCCCACCGAAGCAGAGUUGCAGGACAUGGUGGGGGAGGUGGAUGCUGAUGGCAGCGGCACCAUUGACUUCCCUGAAUUCCUCUCGUUGAUGGCAAGGAAGAUGAGGGACACAGACAGCGAGGAGGAGAUCCGUGAGGCUUUCCGCGUCUUUGACAAGGAUGGCAAUGGCUACAUCAGUGCGGCGGAGCUGCGGCAUGUCAUGACCAACCUGGGUGAGAAGUUGACAGACGAGGAGGUGGACGAGAUGAUCAAGGAGGCUGACUGCAACAACGAUGGGCAGGUCAACUACGAGGAGUUUGUGAGGAUGAUGACGGAGAAGUGAGCCCCUCACCACCCACCUCCAAUCCCAUCCCACAGG